Gilbertella persicaria is the source of this 1131-nucleotide messenger RNA. RefSeq lists its product as uncharacterized. NCBI's taxonomy places the organism in Eukaryota, Fungi, Mucoromycota, Mucoromycetes, Mucorales, Choanephoraceae. The transcript has 7 exons. The record is from RefSeq and is a predicted model, not a curated record. The coding region runs from base 1 to 1131 and encodes 376 amino acids.
AUGGAAAAACCAAACGUACUUGUAUUGGGUGGUGUAGGUUUUAUUGGUAGAAAUUUUGUUCACUACUUAUUGACCAACAAUCUUGUGGGCGAGAUCCGCGUUGCCGACAAGAUGUUGCCUCAAACUGCUUACUUGUCUGAAACUUUUCAAAAAGACUUUGAAAAAGUCGAAUUCAAACAAGCUAAUUUGAUUCAUCAAGCUUCUAUCUCGGCUUGUUUCGAUAGAGAAGAUGGAAAGGAGUUUGAUUAUGUCUUCAACUUUGCUGCAGAGACCAAAUACUCUCAGGUUCCUGAAAUAUAUCAAGAACGCAUCUUCAAUUUGUCUGUCAAUUGCGCAAAAGAAGCUGCCAAAAGAAAGCUUAAAGUGUUUGUUGAAAUGUCUACAGCUGAAGUCUAUGACAGUAACCAGGGCGCUUCAGCCGAGACUUCUAAAAUCAAUCCUUGGACUGUUAUUGGUAAACACAAAUACAAGGCCGAGGAAGCAUUGAAGAAGAUUGAAGGACUCAACUUGAUUAUUCUUCGUCCUGCUGUCGUGUAUGGUCCAGGUGCGAAUUUGGGAUUAACACCCCGCUUAAUUAUCGGCAGAAUAUACAAAUAUCUAAACGAAGAAAUGAAAUUACUCUGGUCCAAAGACUUGAAAUUAAACACAGUCCAUGUAGACGAUGUUUCUAGAGCUUGCUGGCACUUGGCACAGUGGUAUGUUCAGACUAGCAGUCAAAGUACCUUUAAGGAAGCUCCCGUUUUCAACUUGGCAGAUAAGCAAGACACAGUAGAUCAAGAAGCAAUCAAUAAGCAAUUACAAUCUAUUUUCAAUAUCAAGACGGGUUAUCAUGGCACCGUUGUAUCUACUUUUGCAAAGCUAAACAAAGAUGCUGUUAUUGAAGCUGUUAAUGAAAAGCAUUUGGCGCCUUGGGCAGAAUUGGCUCAAAAGAGUGGUAUUUCUGUUACACCAUUAUCUCCUUACCUUGAUGAAGAACUCUUGUACAAUAAUGCACUUUCAGUUGAUGGUUCAAAGAUUGAGAAGGAAACAGGAUUUACUUACAGUGUUCCCUUUUUGACACAAGAGAAAUUGACAGAGAUUAUCAAUGAAUACAAAGCCUUGAAUGUCUGGCCAAAGGAUGACACUAAUUAA